AAUGAAAACAUUGCUCGUAUUUUCGAUUUAUUUAUAAACCGCACACCGCACACACUUGUUCCGUCCGAAGUUCUCCGUUCGCUCUUCUGUCCGACGAUCCUCGGGCGAACAGCUGCUGGCUGUCGUACACGUCUCCCUCGGAUCGUCGUGCAUCGUGCUGCCUGCCGAUGUAAAAACUACAGCAUUUCAUCAUCAUGACGAAGGACCAGCAGGCCACGCCCAUACCCGAGGAGCUGUACAAUCUCACACAGCUGGCGGAGGUGACACUGGCGGCGGGUCCACUGAACACAGAGGUGGAGUCGGAGGUGAAGCCACACUUUUAUGCCUGUUCGUCGGACGAUGAUUCCAACUACUACAGCCACAAGGUGUUCGAUCGCAGGAAAUCGCGACGCUGCACCAUCUCCGACUCGAACUCCUGCACGAGCAGCAGCAGCAGCAACGGCAGCCACCAAUCGGGAGAGCCACAGGAGCAGCACGAUCACCAAGAGCAGGCCAGCGAGGAUGUGCACAUUUGUCCGGAGUGCGGCAAGAAGUAUUCCACAUCCUCGAAUCUGGCACGCCAUAGACAAACCCACAGGUCAAAAACGGACAAGAAGGCACGCCAUUGCCCCUACUGCGAGAAGGUGUACGUGUCGAUGCCCGCCUACUCGAUGCACGUGCGCACCCACAACCAGGGCUGCGAGUGUCAUACAUGCGGCAAGCGCUUCUCCCGCCCCUGGCUGCUGCAGGGCCACAUCCGCACCCACACCGGCGAGAAGCCCUUCAAGUGCAGCGUCUGCAGCAAGGCCUUCGCGGACAAGUCCAAUCUGCGCGCCCACAUCCAGACGCACUCGAACACCAAGCCGCACUCGUGCGCCCGCUGCGGCAAGGCCUUUGCCCUCAAGUCGUAUCUGUACAAGCACGAGGAGUCCUCCUGCAUGAAGAACCGCAGCAGCAGUGCCACCGGCACCGGCACAGGGCGACCCCCUGCAUCGCCCAAGCGGCAGCAGGAGGGCGGCUCCAGCUGCGACUCCACUUGGGGUUCGAUGUCGGGCUCCCCCUCGACGGUGACUGUACCUCCGAUGGACUCCGCAAAGUCCACGCUGGCCAACAAACUGCUGCAGAAGGAGAAGGAGCGACGGCAGGCCCAGGCACUGGCAUAUCAGAGCUCUGCCUCGUCCUAUCCCUUGGAGGAUUACGAGCACUUCAAGCGGAUCAAUGUGAUCCAGCCGACGGCUCUGCCCCAUCCGAGUGUGCUCUACCAAGAGCUGCAUACGCGGCCCCUGGUGCUGCCCCUUUCGCUGCCCUACCACUAUCCUCACGUGCCCAAUCCACCGAACACAUCCACGGAGGGGACUCCCAGCACUGGGCCACAGGAGCAGCCGGUGGACUUUUCGCCAAAGAAUAAUUUUACUCACUCGGCCAAGACGAGUCCCUUUGAGCUGACGGGCAACUAUGCGAUGGUGGCAUAGUCUCAGGGAUCAAACAAACAAACACAAAAUAUAUCCACGAAAAAGACACCAAAGAGAGAACGAGAGAACUUGAAGGAGAAUCAAGGAUCAAGCCCACACCCCAACCCACGUCCAAGGCCAUUUUCUUACUGUAGUCAACGAAUAUGUGAUAAAAACCAAACAAAAACAAAAAACAAAAUAUGCGAAGGAGCUAGAAUACCAUUUAGAGAGUAGAUAAAUUCCAAAGAGAGAGCACUAGCUGAUCCACACAGACAGAUCACUCCAAAGAGAUGAAGAGAAAGUAAAAGAGCGAGAGAGAACGCGGAAGAGCAGCAGAGAUGGAAGUUAUACACAAAAUAUAUAUUCAUAGAUAUCUAUAUAGAGACAGGGAUCGAUCCGUUGGCAACUCUAAGGCCGCGAUCGUUUGAUCUUCACUUAGUUGUAAUGAGACUUUCUUUAGAGACUUGCCAAAGAACAACGACAAAAAACCAAUGUAAACCAGUAUUUUUUUGAUAGCACAUACAAAUAACGAUCGAUCGAUCGAUCAAUCGAUCAAUCAGCAUACAUAUAUGUAGAUCCAGCAAUCCGUGCACCUGCGAUCGUCGACACCCCCCACAAGCAGCAAAGCUAAUUUUACACACAAAUUUCUUCACUUACGUGUACCCAUAGAAUUAUGAUUUACACAUGAAAAGUAUACACAUAGUUAACCUUAUUAAUCAUUAAACAAUUCGCUUUAAGGCAUUGAGGAUUUGGCUUCCUGCUUCCCGCACGGAAGUCCAACCAAAACGAGAGAUAUCUAGUCUUUAUCUUAAAAUUCAGCGCACAUCUUGUGGAUCUAUUCCUCAUGUGGUUAUUUUAAGCACUCUUGAUGGCCGCAUGUGGUGCAAUAAUUGACAUAACUAUAACACUAAUUAGCCCCUGGACACACACUCUAGCCUCUAGCCUAUACAUUUAGACAUACAUUUUAUCGCUUAUUAUUUUGUAGCACUUUAGUUAGUUACGUUAUCAUCGAGCACAUUUAGAGGGGAUAAACGAGAAGCACACUGCAUUUUCUAUACUCAACCAACGACUCGAACCUACAGCUAAUCGCACCAAAGAUACAUACAUAUACACAUAUACCUAUCUACUAUAUAGAAUGCAUAUAUAUUCGUACUUAACAUACACAUAUACACCCUAUUCUAUAUCGCGUAUACACGUAUAUCUAGAUCUUACAAUUGUAUUAUAGAACUUGCACAUUUAUUCGAAUUAAACGAGAGAUCCAACGAUCCCUGUGAAA
This is a messenger RNA of Drosophila subobscura, 2706 nucleotides long. Its product is annotated as protein snail. Gene Ontology annotation, biological process: regulation of DNA-templated transcription. The transcript has 3 exons. NCBI's taxonomy places the organism in Eukaryota, Metazoa, Arthropoda, Insecta, Diptera, Drosophilidae. Bases 195 to 1451 code for a protein of 418 amino acids. The record is from RefSeq and is a predicted model, not a curated record. Gene Ontology annotation, molecular function: RNA polymerase II cis-regulatory region sequence-specific DNA binding; DNA-binding transcription factor activity, RNA polymerase II-specific.